CUGGUUUGGGUGGGUUGGUUCCAUCUUCCAUCGUCUCUACCAUCGGAGAAGUCUGCUAAACGCAUGGAGAUUUGAGGGAGCUAUAAAAAACCUCCGUUUAUUCGACAAUGGCGUCUGCUCGGCUUUCUUAUCCUCCGAUCUCCCGCUUCCAUUUUCAUUGCCGUGAUGACCUAUUCUCUCGCUCUCCCCUCCACAAUUUCUCUGAAGAAGUUGUCUCCCAAUGCUUCCUCCUCUUUCAGGGCCUCCGCCUCCUUCAUGGGCUUCAGAAAUGGAUUCCGAAGCUCUACUGGUGCAAACUUCUUGAUACGUAGGGUUUUUAUGAGCGAUUCUGUUCGAUCGCAGACGGUGAUUGAUGAUUCAUUGUUCUUGGAUUAUAAGCCCACUUUUGCUUUUCUGUUCCCUGGUCAGGGUGCACAAGCUGUGGGAAUGGGAAAGGAAUCUCAAAGCGUUCCUGCUGCAGCUGACUUGUUCAAGACAGCUAAUGAUAUUUUAGGGUUUGAUCUUCUUGAUCUCUGCACUAAUGGGCCAAAGGAAAAACUAGAUUCAGCUAUUAUAAGUCAGCCAGCAAUCUACGUCACAAGUCUAGCUGCAGUUGAGCUACUUCGUGCUCGUGAUGGAGGCCAACAAAUAAUUGAUUCUGUUGAUGUCACUUGUGGUUUAAGCUUGGGCGAGUACGCCGCAUUAACAUUUGCAGGGGCUUUCAGUUUUGAGGAUGGACUCGGGCUGGUCAAGUUAAGGGGGGAGGCAAUGCAGGCAGCUGCUGAUAGUGCACAAUGUGGCAUGGUGAGUGUCAUAGGAUUGGACUCAGACAAGGUUCAGCAGCUCUGUGAUUCAGCUAACCAAGAAGUCGAUGAAGCUGGCCAAGUUCAGAUAGCCAAUUUCCUCUGUCCUGGACAUUAUGUUGUAUCAGGAGGUCUAAAAGGAGUAGAAGUCGUUGAAGCUAAGGCAAAGUCAUUCAAAGCUCGAAAGACGGUUCGGCUAGCUGUGGCGGGGGCGCCCCAUACUAGCUUCAUGGAACCUGCCGUUUCGAGAUUAGAAGCUGCACUUGCUGCUACUGAUAUCAGAACGCCCAGAAUACCAAUAAUCUCCAAUGUUGAUGCACAGCCCCACGCAGAUCCUGACACAAUAAAGAAACUAUUGGCACGCCAUAUGACUUGUCCUGUUCAGUGGGAAACAACACUGAAAACUCUUCUCAACAAGGGGCUGAGAAAGAGCUAUGAAUUGGGUCCUGGAAAGAUUAUAGCUGGGAUUGUGAAGAGAAUGGACAAAAGUGCUGAUAUUGAGAAUAUUGGAGCUUGAUGAUGAUGUCUGCAUCAAUGCUUUGUGUGUUCAGCUGCUUCUUAUGCGUUCAGACGUUGCAAUUUGUUCUAUUAUUGCUGCAAGUUUCUGAACAGUGCAUGAGAUUAAUCUUUAUGUACUUGAAGUUUUCCAUUAGUAAUAAUAUGCAAAAUAAGUUGAAAUUUGAGUUCAA
Cucurbita moschata (crookneck pumpkin) is the source of this 1471-nucleotide messenger RNA. RefSeq names its product malonyl CoA-acyl carrier protein transacylase-like. NCBI's taxonomy places the organism in Eukaryota, Viridiplantae, Streptophyta, Magnoliopsida, Cucurbitales, Cucurbitaceae. The transcript is spliced from 10 exons. The coding region runs from base 166 to 1299 and encodes 377 amino acids. The record is from RefSeq and is a predicted model, not a curated record. Gene Ontology annotation, molecular function: [acyl-carrier-protein] S-malonyltransferase activity.